UACCAUCGCGACGAAAACGCUUGGCUCGUCUGCUAGAAAUUUGCUCAGCAUAGUUCGUUUUUUAAAAUGACUUUUCCAUGUUAGAAUUGAGGUUUUUGUGAUCUGAGCUUCGAGAGCAGUCUGUGCUGUGACGGGAGAUAAUCAUGUUUAUUUAUUUGAGCAAGAAGAUUGCUAUUCCCAACAACACCAAGUUACGAUGUGUAUCAUGGAACCGAGAACAGGGCUACAUUGCAUGUGGAGGAGAGAAUGGUCUCCUGAAAGUACUCAAGCUGGAAAUACAGACAAGUAAAGAUGCCAAAAUACGAGGUUUGGCAGCACCCAGCAAUCUCUCAAUGAAUCAAACAUUGGAAGGCCAUGGAGCUGCCGUCCAAGUGGUUACAUGGAAUGCUCAUCACCAGAAACUGACAACGAGUGACCAGUUCGGCCUCAUAAUUGUCUGGAUGCUCUACAAAGGUUCUUGGUUUGAAGAGAUGAUUAAUAACAGAAAUAAGUCAGUAGUACGGAGUAUGGCAUGGACCCCUGAUGGCCAGAAGAUCUGCAUUGUGUAUGAAGACGGCGCUGUGAUUGUUGGUUCGGUAGACGGCAACCGCAUCUGGGGGAAAGAGAUCAAGGCUAUGCAGCUGACUAACGUGGAGUGGUCGUGGGAUGGUAGACACCUUCUAUUCGGAAUGAGCAAUGGAGAGAUUCAUAUCUAUGACAGCCAGGGAAACUUCUGUAGCAAACUGACGACCUACUGCCUGACCAAUGUUACUGGUGCAGUGAAGAUUGCUGGAAUAGACUGGUACAACGGCUCGUUUGGCUACGUAGAACCCAACUGCCCAACACUGGCAAUCUGCUUUGACAAUGGACGAGCGCAAAUCAUGAAGCAUGAAAACGACGAGAAUCCAGUCUUGAUCGACACAGGUAUGUCUGUAGUGCAGAUACAGUGGAAUCAUAGAGGCUCCGCUCUGGCCGUAGCUGGAUCCCAGAAGUCGGUCCAACAGGAUAAAGACAUUAAUGUUGUGCAGUUCUACACACCUUUUGGCGAGCACAUGCGUACUCUGAAGGUACCUGGGAAGGAGCUGACAUCAAUCUCCUGGGAAGGAGGUGGUCUACGCAUCGCUCUAGCCGUGGACUCCUUCAUCUACUUUGCUAACAUCAGGCCAGACUACAAGUGGGGAUACUGUGAUAAGACUGUUGUGUACUCCUUCUCCAAGCCGGCGCGUACAGAGCAGUGUGUGGUAUUUUGGGAGACCACCACUGGCGAGCGCUACAUCAAGUAUGUGCGUAAUUUAAUAUCAGUCACAGCAUAUGGCGAUCAUUGUCUACUUGCUACACGAGCUGAUGAAAACACAGGACAGGAUGCUGGAGAUCUGCAGCAGUAUGUACUUGUGUUGUGUAACUCCAUCGGAACACCUCUGGAAUCCAAGUACAUUGAUAUGGAACCGAUUUACGUCGCAGUGACUCGCACCCACGUGAUAGCCGCCUCCAGGGAAGCGUUCUACGUCUGGCAGUUCAAGACGCCCAAGAAGCUUUCCGCUAUGGAGGUCAACCAGGCCAUGGGACGUAAGAAGGACAGCAGAGAGAGGGUCUACCAUAUUGAUGAUACACCGUCUGGAGCUGGGGAGUCCAUGCUAGAUUUCAGUAAAGCAUUUGCUCCUACAGGUGACUCAAUCUGUUGUGUGUGUGCAUCGGAUAAAGUACUCAUGAUCGGCCGUGAGUCAGGAACUCUUAAUCGCUACUCGUUGCCCCACCUGGCCCUAGUCAACAAGCACACUGUCAACUGUCGCCCACAUGCCCUGUCUCUCAACUGCACAUCGGCUCGUUUAGCCAUCAUCGACAUUGCUGGUAUCCUGACCCUGUUCGACCUCGAUACCAAGUGGGUCAACAGCGAUGGUCAAGAGGUGCAGGGUCAGAAGCUGGAGUUUGAACGCAAGGACGUCUGGGAUAUGAAGUGGGCUGAGGAUAACACAGAGCUCUUUGCCAUGAUGGAGAAGACCAGGAUGUACAUCUUCAGGAAUCUGGAUCCUGAGGAACCCAUCCUGAGCUCAGGCUACAUCUGUCACUUUGAGAACCUCCAGAUUACAUCCGUUCUCUUGGAUGAAAUCUUGAAGACACCGGAAACGCCCAGUAAGGACAAUCUCUUAGGCAUGGAGAUUAAGUCUCUUCGCGACUCGAGAGAUCUUCUAGAGAAAGUUGGUAUUGAAGAUGCAGCUCAGUUUAUUGAGGACAACCCACACCCAAGACUAUGGCGUCUACUCGCCGAGGCUUCCCUAGAGAAUUUAGACUUGAAGAUGUCGGAGCAGGCGUUCGUUCGCUGCAAGGACUACCAAGGGAUAGAGUUUGUCAAGCGGCUGGGUAACCUACAGAGUGAGGUCAUGAGGAGUGCUGAGGUGGCUGCGUACUUCAAGAGAUUCGAGGAAUCAGAGAGGAUGUACAUGGACAUGGAUCGAAGGGAUCUAGCCGUCAACCUUCGCGUCAAACUCGGCGACUGGUUCCGCGUUGUCCAACUCCUGAAAGCAGGGAGUGGCGGGGGCGACGACACCCAACUCCAGCUGGCUUGGAAUGCUAUCGGAGACUACUACGCCGACAGGCAGAAGUGGGGCAAGGCAGUGACGUACUACUUACAGGGCAACAACCAAGAGAGACUAGCUGAAUGUUACUACAUGCUGGAGGAUUUCAUCGGAUUGCAGAAACUCGCUGAUUCCUUACCGGAGAAUCAUCGACUCUUACCGGACAUUUCGGCGAUGUUCGUCACCGUUGGUAUGUGCCAAGAGGCGGUGGCUGCCUACCUCAAAUGUCACCAAGUCAAGAAGGCGGUAGACUGCUGCGUAGAGUUGAACCAGUGGGACCAGGCCGUGGAGCUGGCUAAGACCCACAGCAUCAAGGAGAUAGACAACCUCUUGGCUCGGUACGCCGCUCACCUCCUUGAGAAGGAUAAGAAACUGCAGGCUAUUGAGCUGUAUCGGAAAGCUAGUCACUUCAUUGAGGCAGCUAAACUCAUGUUCAGUAUUGCCGUAGAUUACUCCAAGAAGAAAGUGAAGCCGCUUAGAAUCAAGAAGAUUUAUGUUCUUGGUGCUCUACUGAUUGAAAGUUAUCAUGAGCAGAUGAAGCUGACGUCAAGAUUGAAGGCAAAAUCCAAAAAGAAAGCUGAGGCUGCUUCUGCUCUGGCUGGCUUGCUUGAGGAGGAGGCUAUGGCAACAUCCGACACCAAGCUGAUAGACAAUGCAUGGAGGGGAGCGGAGGCUUACCACUUCUUCUUACUCGCUCAGAGGCAGUUGUAUCAAGGCUAUGUAGAUGCCAGCAUGAAGACAGCUCUCCACCUACGAGAAUACGAUGACAUCCUAGACCCUGUUGAUAUCUACUCCCUGCUGGGGCUGGCUGCUUGUGCCAACCGGGCCUUUGGGACAUGCUCAAAGGCCUUUAUUAAGCUGGAGUCUACUGAUGCAUUGAAUCAGUCACAGCAGGAGCAGUAUGAGGCUCUAGCAUUGGAGAUAUUUACCAAGCACUCUCCCAAGGAUUCCAGAAUCAAUAAAUCGGAGUGUCCAAACUGUGACACCAUGCUACCAGAUUGGUCUUCGUCAUGUCCCAGCUGUGAUGCAAAGUUCCCAACGUGCAUUGUGACAGGUCGGCCCAUAAUGGACAACCUUUUCUGGAUGUGUGAUACCUGCAAGCACAGAGCUUAUGAGUCUGAGAUCCGGUCCGCUACUACAUGCCCACUCUGCCACUCACAAAUCUAGACUUUUCUCUACUUGGUUUGUUUUGAAAUAAGUGGUCAUAUUUUUCCUACAUUGGCAGGCCUGAUGCUUCGUUCUUGAACGAGCAAUGGCACUGACACGACUGAUAAGGCGUUUCUUUUCCUUUGUAUUCUCUCAAAAAGUGUACAUUUAUAUUGGGACGUUUCAAGAGGCACCAAGGUCAUAAGGACCAAGGGCAUGGAGGCAAUUGUCUCAAUUGACUUGGUGAAGAAUCUCGCCUGCAAAAGUCUCUGGCAUUUAAAUUUUUAUUUAUUUACUUUACUUUUUACUUUUUUAAACUUCUUUUUUUCUCCCAUAAAAU
Messenger RNA from Asterias rubens (European starfish), 4038 nucleotides. Its product is annotated as WD repeat-containing protein 35-like. Gene Ontology annotation, biological process: non-motile cilium assembly; intraciliary retrograde transport; protein localization to cilium. Lineage: Eukaryota; Metazoa; Echinodermata; Asteroidea; Forcipulatida; Asteriidae. Gene Ontology annotation, cellular component: non-motile cilium; intraciliary transport particle A. The transcript is spliced from 26 exons. The record is from RefSeq and is a predicted model, not a curated record. The coding region runs from base 144 to 3719 and encodes 1191 amino acids. Gene Ontology annotation, molecular function: protein binding.